This is a messenger RNA of Cryptosporidium muris RN66, 1023 nucleotides long. RefSeq names its product glutamine cyclotransferase family protein. The record is from RefSeq and is a predicted model, not a curated record. NCBI's taxonomy places the organism in Eukaryota, Apicomplexa, Conoidasida, Eucoccidiorida, Cryptosporidiidae. The transcript has a single exon. Gene Ontology annotation, molecular function: glutaminyl-peptide cyclotransferase activity. Bases 1 to 1023 code for a protein of 340 amino acids.
AUGCUGAAUAAUGUCAUUUUCUUUUUAUUUCUCUGGGUGAUUGGCAUACAAGCUGAAGAGGAAGUAAAAAGUCACUUAAAUUUAUACAUAUGCGACAUUUUAGCAACAUAUCCUCAUAUACAUGAGCAUAAAACUAGAAAUAAUGGGUAUUUAGAUCCUUCAUUCGUGGUUAAUAAAUAUCCAUUUACCCAAGGUUUGUUAUUUUUGAAUUCUAGUGUAUUAAUAGAAAGUGCUGGUUUGUAUGGAGGUAGUUUUAUUAGAACAUUAGAAUUUCCAAGUAUGAAAUAUAUUGACCAUAGAUUGCUAUUUUCUGAGUUUUGGGGUGAAGGAGCUGCUAUUUUAAAUAAUAUACUUUAUCAAUUGACUUGGAGAUCUGGUAUUUUAAUUGCAUACAAUACUACCAAUUUAUCUAUUCUUAAAUAUUAUAAAAUCCCAUUUGUUGGAUGGGGUUUAACAUCAGAUGGAACUUCAAGAUUAUGGGCAACAUCAGGCGACUCUAAAUUAUUUGAAUUAUCUAUCCCACCAUUAGAUUCAAAUUAUAAUUUAAUUAGUAUCAAAAGAAGGAUUGAUUUGAAUUGCAUGGGCCAGCCAUUAAAUAAUUUAAAUGAACUUGAAUACGUUGCAGAAACGAAUACAAUAUGGGGCAAUAUAUUUGAAUCUUCUCUAAUCGUAGAAAUUGAUCCAGAAACUGGAAAUUGUAAAUCCUUGGCAAAUUUAAGUUCAAUCUAUAAUCCAAGGAAAAGUUCACUUUUACAUCACACUGACAUUUUCAAUGAUGUUCUAAAUGGUAUUGCAUAUCAUCCCAUUUUAGAAUCUUAUAGAAACAACUCCACUUUUCCUAGUAAAAAAUUACCAAUAUUUCUAGUUACUGGUAAAAGAUGGCCGAGGAUGUAUGUUGUUCAAUUAAAGAAAAUAAAUUACAAUAUUCAAAAUCUAAAUUGGCAAACGCUUCCACAAAUUCAAGAAUUUUAUCAAAAUCCACUAAUAAAACGUGAAAAUUAUGGAAAUCACUUUUAUUCAUAG